AUGCCCUGUCCCCGUCGGCGCUGCUCCGCCCCCUCCGGAGCAGCUAAUGUUAUUGUAUUCGGCCAACCUGUCGACCGCGUGUACUCAGAACUCCCGCCACCUCGCGCUGACAUUGAUGCGUGUUUGGCUAUCCUGUUUGUUGGAUCCGCCAAACCUUCCGAGGAGGACGUUCGUCGCACCCCCUUCCUUGUACGCCGCAACAAAGUGUUUAAUGCCCUGUCGUGGCUGAAGCUCAACCACCCAAUGUAUUUCGACCUCACUAUCUCGACCACGAACUUACAGUCUUAUCCAGAGGAUAUGCCCCCUGUUGGCAUUGUCUACAGGCCUGGCCCUGCUACUCCCUCUGCUGAGUCUCUCGCCGUUUACGAGGCUUCCUCCGAUCGCAGUACGUCCUCCGGUGCGGCCCCGUUCAUCGUUCAUGGCCUUGAUGGGCCUGAACUCGCUCGCAUGUCGUAUGAUGCUAAAAUCGCACUUGCAAUCCGUCAUUUAGACGAAGGUCAUGCUGCUUUAGCAUACGGCCAUAACACCAUUCCUGAAUCAAUUUAUCAUAACAGCGCGCUCUUUCCAGGAAUGUUCCCCUGGUUGUAUCCUUUCGGCCGGGGAGGAUUCGAAAAUGAGCUCAUCGUCACUAGACUGGACCGUGUAGAGCACAUCAGGGCGUCUCUCCUGUAUCACGACCGGCGAUUUCAGACAGAUAGAUAUCCGAGCGAGCUCUCGAGGAGGUUACCUCCUCACUCAUAG
Molecule: messenger RNA, 741 nt
Organism: Trametes versicolor FP-101664 SS1
Lineage: Eukaryota; Fungi; Basidiomycota; Agaricomycetes; Polyporales; Polyporaceae
Exons: 3
Coding region: 1-741 (246 amino acids)
Source: RefSeq, a predicted model, not a curated record